This is a messenger RNA of Eremomyces bilateralis CBS 781.70, 1412 nucleotides long. RefSeq lists its product as uncharacterized. Lineage: Eukaryota; Fungi; Ascomycota; Dothideomycetes; Eremomycetales; Eremomycetaceae. The coding region runs from base 30 to 950 and encodes 306 amino acids. The record is from RefSeq and is a predicted model, not a curated record. The transcript has a single exon.
CCUCCGCACUUUCUCCCAUGUCGCCGGAAAUGACUCUGAAAGUCACCUUUUUUAACCUCCCGGCAGAGGUUCGAAACCACAUCUAUGGCUACACGUUCGAUGACUCGGUCAUUGCAUUGAUCUCGAAUCGGAACAAAACCGGCUGGAAAGACCCUCAACACGAGAAUGAAUGGAAGGAAGAAGGCCGCAUCCACUCCUUCAGACAUGCCGGGAAAUUCGGCAGCUACCUGGUCGAAGGCACCAAGAGAGCAAUACGGCUAUCCGCUUUAUCGUCCACAGCAAACGGAUAUGCCAUUUGCUUCGCGAGUCGCCAAACCCUCGCCGAAUCCAUUGUCUUCCUAUAUCGACAUACAAAAUUCGCUUUCCGUUCCCAGCGCCCUUUCCUCAACUUCUUGCGAGUUACUCCGGCCAGCUCCCUUUCGAACGUUUCACGGCUCCAUCUUGAAAUUCUGAUGUACGGCGACCCCCGUGAGAUCCCUCACAUGACGUUCAAGGAAAAACAAAUGAAGAAUUGGCUUGGUCUGUGGAAGAAAGCGUCGGAACUGCUCCCUAACCUCCGACACCUUAAGAUCGUCGCACAAGUCAACGCCGUGCCCUUGAGAUUCACCCUUUCUGAGGAGUGGGUUCAACCGAUGCUCCAGUUCGCAGCAUGUCCCUUGACCUCAGUUGAGGUGCGGCUGCUAACUACAUUCCGACCGCGCACCAUCCUCGAUGAAGAACUUCGUCCGCCGGGGUUGGUCCUGACCGUCACUCCUAACAUGAGGCCGAUGAGCCUGGAAGACCGUCAUCACGCAGAGCUGCAUCGAUUGUUCGAAAAUGCGAUAGAACGGAAGCUACUCACACAUGGGGAGGUAGAGGAUAAGGAGGCAAUUCGCGAAUUUCGAAAGUCUUGCAGAAGCGAAUACCAGGACUUCCACUUUCCUUACCUUCUUCCCCAGCAGCGCGGGUAAGGGCUUGGAUAUCGAGACUGACUGGACUCUCCACGACAAACAAUGGUUACAUGACCGGGAGCUCAACGAAGUGAGCUUGGAUAGGCUGCACGGCAGGGUUAUUGAAGGUUAUUGACUCAAUAGGAUGAGGGGUCUCUUUCUUAAAGCAUACAUGAUUCUGAUACACAAUGAAUAGAACAAAGUUUACCCAGCAUCUGACGACUGACGAUGACCCAGUAUCUCCAGGUGACGCGGUAAACGUAAGCCGAACCCGAAAUUUCAAAAUUCCUCACAGUGUUAGAUCUAGACCUCUUCCCUAUUGGCCAAAUUGAAGGUGAAGUUAACUAGUGUAGAGGCAUAUCGAAGGUUGCAAUCAAAUUCUGAAGGUGGAAUGCUUGUGAGGAGGGUGUUUAGACAGCCUCGCUGGUGCCUAGACAGAUCUCGUGGCUGGUGUGAGGCAAUGCGGGCAAUACGGGACAACGU